This is a messenger RNA of Paecilomyces variotii, 1420 nucleotides long. RefSeq lists its product as hypothetical. The transcript has 5 exons. The record is from RefSeq and is a predicted model, not a curated record. The coding region runs from base 98 to 1294 and encodes 398 amino acids. Lineage: Eukaryota; Fungi; Ascomycota; Eurotiomycetes; Eurotiales; Thermoascaceae.
GGAUUUCGGUGGUUUGCAGCUGUCUCUUUUGUUCCUGCUUUUCCAAAGAUUCUUCCUUUCCCAAGUUCAUAUUUGCAGGGGACUGGGUCCCAGCAACAUGGCGACGUCCAGUACAUCAAGUGGUUCUCCCGUGGGGCAUACGGUAAAUACAGUGGCCAUUGUCUUCGGAGUGAUCACCAUCUGUGUCAUAACUAUCCGGUUGUACGGCCGUAUAGCACUUGUUCGAGCAGUUGGAGCGGAUGAUGUUUUGAUAGUGAUUGCGAGUUUCUUGUCAUGGGGCUUUAUAAUUGCAACUGUUCUUGCUGUCCAUUACGGUCUGGGGAACCAUAUUGAUGUCGUUUUGGAGAUGGGAACAAUCACAAAGUACGCAAAGGUCGUCUGGGUUUCUUCGAUCUUCUACAAUGCCACCUUGGGUUUCAUUAAGACGUCUGUCCUAUCGCUGUAUUCCCGACUGGGAGACUCAACCCUUACGACGAUGUCAUACAUUAUGAUUGCGGUUGUCGGUUCUCAAGCUACAGCGAAUGUCCUCGUGUGCAUCUUCCAGUGCAACCCGAUUCCAGCAGCAUGGGAUACCGCAAUCACCAAGAAAACGUGUGUCAACAUCAACGCCUUCUACCUCGCCAAUGCGGCUACAAACAUCACAACCGAUCUGCUUACCUAUUGCUUACCCUGGAAUACUGUUCGAAAGCUGCAGAUGCCUCGGAAGCAGAAGAUUGCCGUGGGAGUCAUGCUCUGUCUUGGUCUUUUGGCGUGUGUCUCCUCGAUAAUUCGAAUCACCUAUAUUCCGCGCAUGCUCUCCUCUCCUGACUCGACCUACGUGAUCUCAAAUGCCAUGUACUGGUCGGUAAUUGAAACUAAUAUCGGCAUCCUUGCGGCCUCGAUACCUUCAAUGAAGGUGGUGGUAGUGACAUUCCUUCCCAAGUUGCUUUUGGACUCCUCGUAUCGAUAUGGGAAGCGGAACGACAGUCAUAGUGGCUUCUUCCACCGGAGUAGCAAUAGCAAAGGAGGCUUCAACAAACUCUCUGCCGCACGGACUGAACCGAACCCAGGCAUUAGUCGGGAUGAUACCAAGGGUUAUGAACUUACGACGAACAUCACUGCGUUGGAUAAUUCUACAGACAACGUGGAGACCUCCAACGGCUCUGGUAGCCGAAAUUCAGAGCAUGGCAGCCAAGAUCGCAUUGUUGAACCUGAAUCCCACCAACAGCCCACCAACCCUUGGGACGGUUGUAUCGUGCGAACAACAGAGCUAACUACUAAGGUUGAAAAUUUAUCGGGGGCUCCGAAGAUGUGAACAAGACAACGACCAUACUUGGUGUGCUUAGGGGUAAGUAGACCUCCAAAACAGAUCUUGUGAAUCAAGAUACUGCCCUUUCAUUUGAAAUAAUGUACAGUAUAGCGAAUCAAUAAAUGUCCCCUU